Molecule: messenger RNA, 2879 nt
Organism: Myripristis murdjan (pinecone soldierfish)
Lineage: Eukaryota; Metazoa; Chordata; Actinopteri; Holocentriformes; Holocentridae
Gene: fam110b
Product: family with sequence similarity 110 member B
Exons: 3
Coding region: 657-2114 (485 amino acids)
Source: RefSeq, a predicted model, not a curated record
GAGGAGGAGGAGGAGGAGGAAGAGUAGGGGGAGGGUUGAUCCUUGCUUUCCCUUCCCACCAUCCUUUGCUGCUCCAUCGGCCCUGUGGAAGCACCGAUCCGCACCACUGAACUGAAACACAAUCAUCGCUCUUUUUCUUGUUUCCACUCUAUCGCUGCACUGUCCCUCUCUCUUUUUUGUCUGUCCACCUAUCUGUCCGGCUAAUGGGGCCAGUGGAAACCAGACAGUAGAGACCAAUAGAAAGUGCUCAGCAAGAGUUACCAAAUAACAUCAGGAAAAUGAACUGUGACAGCAUCAGUUAGUGUGGCUGGAUUUGGUGCAGUUUAUGGAUUUAAAAAAGUCAAAGAAAAAGUACGUUAAUAUUAGUCGUGUUAAUUUCGUGCUGGACUCAGUGAGCUAGUCUGAGGGCUAGUAGCAGAUUCUGCCAGGUUGGGUGUCGUAGUUGACUCCUGGUCCAGCAGCACUCCAGCCCAGAGUUCAGCCUCCACCUGCAGGGCAGCCAUGCGCCGGGCCAGAGGCUUUACCUGUUUCUAGGCUCCCUCCUCUCCCUCCACCUUGCGUCUUCAUGUUUUGGGGGUCCCACGGAGCCCCCGCCCUCUGUCGACCCCCCCGCACCCGCUGCCACCACGGCCGCCCCCCCCAGCCGCCUCGUUGCCAUGCCGACAGAGACACUGGCUCCAGCCCUGCCAGAUAGCAAGGCCCCGGGUCCCGCUGCGCCCUUCAGCUCCACCGUACCCCUCCGCAUCCUCAACAAGGGCCCGGACUAUUUCAGGAGACAGGUUGAGCCUAACCCAAAGCGCCUAAGUGCAGUUGAGAGACUCGAGGCCGACAAGGCCAAGUACGUCAAGAGCCAGGAAGUCAUCAAUGCCAAGCAGGAACCAAUCAAACCACCGGUCUUGGCCAAGCCCCCCGUUUGUCCUGCCCUCCUCUCCAAGAGGGGCUCUGGGCUUGGUGGCGGAGGAGGAAAUGGAGGCGGGACAUCAUUCAAAGCAUCCAAUAACAAUGCCAAGUCAGACACAUGUGCAACUACAAGCAGCGGUAGCAGCAAACGGGAGAAUUUAAACCUGGAGAUCCUUAAAAAUCUCCUAAACUCAUCCUCCUCGUCAGGGGCAGGAUCUGAAGGACUGGCAGGCGGAGCCAAGAGUGCUGUGUUGAUGAGGUCAUCAGGGGGAGGGGCAAGGAGUUGGACACCAUCAAGGAUGCCAUUAACCUACCGAUCCACAAUGACGCUUAAUGAGCAGCCGGCAGACUCUGCCCCCAGUCCAAGCACCUCCCAUUCCCUCCGAUCCUUCUCCCAUUCACUGAAGGUCCCACCAGUCAACAGCGGGGGGCGUCACAGCCCGCAACAAGGAGGAAACCUUAAUCUCAGCAGACGAGUCCUAGAUGAGAGAGGAGGUGAAGGAGGAGGAGGGGGUCUUGAGCGUUCUCACUCUCCACUGCCUCCCCUGCUCACCUCCCACUCCUCUUCUGAUCUCCUGCGACUGUGCAACGGCAAGCCACUACGCACUGCCCGAUCCAGCAGUUCUUCGGCCCCACCCCUGCCCCCUAAACCCAACCCUGCUUCCCUUCCUCCACCCCCUCUCUCCCUGUCAUUGCCUCCUCCUUGCGCAGCUCCGUCCCCCUCUCUCUGCGACAAUACCACCCCUAAGUCGCUGCCUUGCGAUCGUGGAGACCCCGCCAACUCUUCCAAUGACCCAAACCUGGAGCUUGAACUUGGUUCCUCUGUGGCCCGUCGCCCCUCUUUACAUCGAUCCAAAUCGGACCUGUCAGAUCGGUAUGCCCGGGCUGGAGCCGAUGUAGAGCGUUUCUUUAACUACUGUGGUCUUGACCCCGAAGAACUGGAGGCCGUUGGGCCGGAGAACUUCGCCCGGGCAAAUUCGGACAUAGUCAGCUUGAACUUCCGAUCAGCAUCUAUGAUCUCCUCCGACUGCGACAGGUCGCGGCGCUCCUCCAAUGAGGGGCUGUCAGACGGGGAGGAGGGCGAGGACGAGGAGGAGGAAGCUGGGGAGCGUGUUCCAUAUGGCAUCUCAGCGGUUGAGCGCAAUGCAAGAGUCAUCAAGUGGCUGUACAGCAUCAAACAGGCGAGGGAGACACAGAAAGUCUCACAUGUUUAGGAAGACUGAAAAUUGUGUGGACAAAAAUAAAGGACAUUCCUACGUUUCAGAAUGGUUGGACCAAUCUCACAGGUUUAGCAAGAUGGGUCUGGAAGCUGAACUGAAAACUGCAAAUAGAUUACAAAUAGAUGGAUGUGAGCAGAAUGAUGGAAGAGAGUCUCACAGGUCUAAAAGAAACUGGAUGAUUAAACACACCAAAAAUGUUUAGAAAUGGAUGAACAAAUGAGGAGAUGGACUGAAAAUCUCUGUUUUAUGUUUAGAACAAAUUUAAUACAGAGACUUAAAGAAUACAAGCUAAAAAUAUGGACAGUCAGACGAACAAAACGUCUACCAUUUUUCAGCCUGAACGGACAGAAAAGUAGAGGGGAUUGGUACGAAAACUAGCUAGCUUAUUACCUGUUUCUCUAUGGACACUUUAAAACUUACUGAGAAAGGCAGCCUACCCUGAACAACUGGAAUCAGAACGAGAGGCACUAUGACUGUCCCAAGUAUCCAUAAAGGGACCAUUUCAUCGUGAGGGGGGUAUUUCUCAAUGUCGAUGUCUCUCUUUAAAUAGGCUUCAAAAUACAGUCCCAACAUCUUUGCGAAACAGAUACUGAACUCUGUCCAAAAAAAAAAAAAAAAAAAAAAAAAAAUAGCAAUCAGUUUGGAAAAUCAGCAAUGCUGGUACACUGAGUGACCUUACUGAAAUCAGCUAAAUGAACUUACAGAAGUUUCUUGAUGUUUAUUGUAGGGGACUGUAAAGGAUAUAAUGGAGCAAAUCAG